AUGGAGAUAGAAAAUGAAGCCAGCUGCUCCCACAGCAGAUCAUUAGGCAGGGCCAGAGAGAACACAGAGGUAAUGCUGGGAGCAGGAGGAGUUGGGAAAUCAGCAAUGACAAUGCAGUUUACUAGCAAUCAGUUCCCUGAUUAUUAUGACCCAACUAUUGAUGACUGCUACAAAACCACAGUUAGAUACAACCACAAUCCUGCGUAUUUGCACAUACUAAUAACCUCAGGCCAGGCAGAAUCCACAGCCAUAUGCAAGCAGUACAUGUGAGGUGGGGAGGGAUUCACAAUCUGCUACUCUGUCACUGACCACCAGUCAUUCCAGGAGGCUGCCAAACUUAAAGAGCUCAUUUUUCAGGUCUGCCUCACCUAUGAGAUUCCCCUCAUACUCAUAGGCUAUAAGAUAGAUUUAAGGCCUUUUGGACAGGUCUCUAUGGAAGAAGCCUUGAGUCUGGCCCAAGAAUAUAACUGUGGUUUUUUUGAGACCUUUUCAGCCCUCAGAUUAUGCAUUGAUGAUGCCUUUCAUGGUUUCACAAGGGAAAUCAACAAGAAGGAGUCCAUGCCAUCUUUGAUCAAAAAGAAACUGAAAAGAAAAGACAGCCUGUGGAAGAAGUUAAAAGGCUCAUUGAAGAAGAAGAGAGAGAACAUGGCAUGA
Messenger RNA from Hippopotamus amphibius kiboko, 654 nucleotides. It is a transcript of the gene RIT2, whose product is annotated as Ras like without CAAX 2. Gene Ontology annotation, cellular component: plasma membrane. NCBI's taxonomy places the organism in Eukaryota, Metazoa, Chordata, Mammalia, Artiodactyla, Hippopotamidae. Gene Ontology annotation, biological process: Ras protein signal transduction; positive regulation of neuron projection development. Gene Ontology annotation, molecular function: GDP binding; calmodulin binding; GTP binding. The record is from RefSeq and is a predicted model, not a curated record.